Messenger RNA from Adineta steineri, 729 nucleotides. Lineage: Eukaryota; Metazoa; Rotifera; Eurotatoria; Adinetida; Adinetidae. The record is from the annotation of a GenBank genome assembly.
AUGAAGAUAUUUUAUUUCUUUGUCAUUUUUCAUUGUAUUAGUAAUAGUAUUAAUUAUCAAUUAGAUACGUUAGCUAUAAUUGGUGAUAAGAAUAUUACACAUCGAAAUUAUAGAAUUACGCAAUCUUUUUCGAAACUAUCUAUCAAUGGACCAUUUUAUUGUUAUGUCACAUGGACUAAUACGGAUCAAACAUUAGAUAUUUAUACAGAUAAUAAUAUUCAUCCAUAUGUUAUUAUAAAUAUCGAAAAUGAUAAAUUAAAAAUAACAAUUCAAUCGAAUAUAAAUUUUAAAUAUACAAAAAUGAAUAUUUAUCUUAAUUUACAUCCAUUUAUCACGGAAAUAUUCUUAGCAGGAAUUAGUACUUUAUAUAGUAGAAAUCUAUUGAAUAUGAAUCAUCUAUUAAAAUUACAUACACAAGAUACAACUAAUCUUAUACUUCAAUUAGAUGUAUUCGAUCUUAAUGCACUUUUUCUAUCAGCUGGAACAACUAAAUUAAUAGGUCAUGUAAAACAUAAAGCAAGAAUUCGAUACAAUGGUAUCGGUGAUGUUGAUGCACUUUAUUUAAUUUGUAAAUUUGUCGAUCUAACUGCAAACGCACUUGGUACUAUAUGGAUAACUGGUACAAUGGAAUGUGCUAUAAUAGCAGAGGGUAUAAGUAUUGUACGAUACAAUUGUUCGAAUAUAAAUCAUAUUCAAUCAAUUGAUUUAGCUCAAAUAAUUUCUAUUUAA